Molecule: messenger RNA, 1863 nt
Organism: Poecilia latipinna (sailfin molly)
Lineage: Eukaryota; Metazoa; Chordata; Actinopteri; Cyprinodontiformes; Poeciliidae
Product: potassium voltage-gated channel subfamily H member 8-like
Exons: 6
Coding region: 1-879 (292 amino acids)
Biological process (GO): regulation of membrane potential; potassium ion transmembrane transport
Cellular component (GO): plasma membrane
Molecular function (GO): voltage-gated potassium channel activity
Source: RefSeq, a predicted model, not a curated record
AUGGACGACACUCUGGAGGAGAUAAACAACACCCAGAAGCAAAUUAACAACACCCUGGAGCGCAGAAACAACACCCUGGAAGAGAGAAACACCACCCUGAAGCUGAAAAAGUCCACUCUGGCGCAUAAAAUCAACAUGCUGGGUAAAGGUGACCUGAUCGGAGCGAACCUGUCAUUAGACAACCGUGUGAUAAAAACCAACGCAGACGUGAAAGCCCUGACCUACUGUGACCUGCAGUGUAUCAACCUGAAAGGGCUCUACGAGGUGCUGGACCUCUACCCUGAAUACUCUCAUCACUUUGUCCAGGACAUCCAGCAGGACCUCACAUACAACCUGCGGGAGGGACACGAGACACACGUGAAGACCAGACUGUCGACAGCAGCACAUGAGUCUCAGUCUGGGGUUAGAAGGAACGGGCGCGUGGUUCAGGGCCAACCCACUGUAGCCGAGGCCCGGGAGGAACACGAGGGCGACUCGGACCAGGACGAGCGCGACAACGCCGAGUCUGUGUCUCUUCUGACAGAGCGCCGUCGGCCUGAGAACCUCAGGGACGCCGUCAGGAAGUCUCCUCCGUGCCAGCCCCGCCAGAAGACCGUCACCUGCAGCUUGGGCCGCUCUCAGAAAAACCUUCAGGAAAUCACGCCAACUGCUCUGGACCCUUCAAACCUCAGCCCCAGGAUAGUGGACGGUACCGAAGACAGCGAGGGAACAGAAACUUCCCAGACGUUCUCCUUUUCCACCGGCCUCGGCUGUCCUGUCAGUGAACCAACCAGUGCCUCAACGUCAACCACAGAUAUGCUGCAUAUCAGCGCGACAGAAUUAGCAGCAAAAGCAGAGGAGACCAGGGGACAACUGCGACACCUCGACCAGCAGGUAUGAUUUAGUGGCGCGCACAUUUUUGGGUGACAAGAAUAAUACAAAUGAUUAACAUUUAAACGCUAAAGUCGAGGUGUCGUUCUCAGGGGGAGGAUUUAGACGGAUGUAGUUGGAAAGGUUUGCAGGUAGGCUUCUGGAAAUAAAAGCCAGCCAAUUUGAUGACCUAAAUAAGGAUAUAGCUCCGUGAGAAGUGAGAACAUUUUCGACAGGUGAGCUAAAGUAGAAGCGAGGUGUAUCGGCAUGUAAGGCCCAGAGCAGGAUGAAAGGAUUAGAAGACGUAAAUGAACUAAAACUUACCCAUUUUUUAUCCAUAUUUUAUUCUCAAUCUGAAAAGUACACGGGGGGGUUGCCGUACUAGAUGUCAUUGAUUAUAAUGGUUCAUGUUGCAGCUUGAGAUAUUCCGUCCACACACCAACAUCCAGACUCUCACGGUGCAUCCCAUGGCUUGAUUGGCAGGUAGCUAAGUUGACAUUAGACUUUUGGCAGCUGAGGAGGGCUGGCGUUUUCCUCCUCCUGCUAAUCCUCAGUGUCUGUCGCAGAAUCAAACGGCUGUCUCGGCAGGGAAAAGUAAAGGCACGAGGAAAAGAAGGAGGAGAGAUAAAGUCAUGUACCUUUUUCUUUUACUGAUGUGAGGAGACCUAAGGUUAGAUAUAGACAUUUAAAACACAGGAGUGGGAUAGGCGGCGGCGGCAGUGUUUUGCUCAGUGUCUCACUGGGUGACCAAAAUCCCCCAGUGUGGUCCUCUGAUUGUUUAAACCACACUUGGAUCCAACGACGCCGAUCACAGCAGGAUGUGGGAGACACUCGUUUGAUCUGGAACGUACACAAGCACGCACCACAUGAGCACGUCACUUAAUUUGGGGUUUAUUAUCUCACCAAAUAGUCACAUGCAAAAAAAGAAAUAUUGUAAAACAUUAAUUUGUUGUGGUUUUGUCUAAUUUAGUGCAACGCAAAAAUUUUUAUUUUCUAUUUAUUUAUUUUAAUUGA